AUUCACACAGUUUUAACACUAAACAAAACAACAACUUAAAUAUUAUGCAAAUAACUUCAUUCAACUAAAACUCAAAGAAUAAAAACAUCGAAUUCAAAAAUACAAAAACUCUUCGUUAUUGGCUAAUACGUUUUUUUUUUAGUAAACUCAUCUCCUAUACAAAUCACUCAAAUACUAAGUAAUUCGUGCAUACAUGCCUGCACUCAAAAGCUUAAAUUUGUGUUCAAAAAUUCCUGUGCGAAAGUGAUAAGAGUAACUAAAAUUAAAUCUAAGAAAAACUAUCCCAACCAUCUCGUUGGUACAGUGCGGUUCAUGACGGUGCAGUUUAUAUUUCCAAAAAAAAAAAAAGCUAACAAACUAAAUGAGCUAAAAAUAAUUGCUAACAAAACUUACUACUAGUUAAAAAAACCAAAUCCUAAUACUACUUACUCGCAUCUACUCGUACAUACUACAAACACAUUUUCACAUACACCGUAUUUUUAUGGGCAUUCGUAUGUGUUUGACUAGAAAUCACCAAGCAACUUAUAAGAACUGAAGUCACGCCGUUGAAAUGAGCAUUCAUAAAAUAUCCUGCCAUUAAAUGAAGAUUGAAUUGCAUCCCAAUACAAAAAUUUCAGAAAAUAAUUUUGUGUAGACAGAAUUUCCAGCGAAUGUAUGUGUGCAUGUAAAUCUUGGAACCAGUAAGCAUGCACUCGAUUUGGCUUAACAAAGAAAUAAUCUCCCGAUUACAAUUAUACUAAAAACGGUAAACCUAACCAAUAGCGGCAAUAAGAACAACAAAACUGAAAUUGCCAGUAAUAAGAAGUAAAUCAAAAGGGCAUCAACAAACGGGCUUUUACAACUAUUUUUCCCCUUAAUUGAGUACAUGAAGCUCAUACGAAAACAACACACACAUAGCAGCAACAAUAAUUGUGUUCGGCCAUUUGCUCUCUCUUUCUGUUUCACAUUAUUACCAUACGUAUAAUACUCGCUCCUCUCUCGUCGUACUAUACAACACAUCUUAUGCACCGAAUGCAACUGAUGAGUGCAAGAGAAAAAGUGCUAACUGCAUAUUAUUGGAUAUGUGAAAUAUGUGUGUUUGUGUAAGUAGAGCGAUUAAAAGUUGUUGCAACAACAAAAGCAACAAAGGCUGGAAAGAAGUGCUGAACAAUUGCAACAACAACAACAACAACACGAGCAGCGAGACAAAUGCAAGCGUGAAGAGGAAAGCAUUGGUUAACUGUAAAGGUAUAACGCUCAGAGAUAUAAAGGAUCAACAACAAGUGCUACAACAACAGCAGCAACUAUUUAUGGUACUCACAACGGCGAAACAUAAAACAAAUUUAUGUCGGUGAAGAAGUGUUGGCAUUGGCAACUGCAACAGCAACAGCAACAGCAACAACAUCGGUAAAACGAAAAAAGCGAGCAAAAGGAAAGUACGAAGUAGAAAAAGCAGCAACACGAACGCAAGCAACAGUUAAGCGAAUAAAUUCAAAACAUACAAUUUAUUUACGGAGCAAAGCGUAGGAGAGCAAUAAAGUAAAGGCAGCGUUAAAGUGUGUGCAAUACAACGAGCAGAAGUAAGAAUUAGAGUGAGAGAGAAAUAGGGUUAGCGAUAGUCCGCUAACACGCCAAAAAGAAGAGAGUGCUCAAGUUGGAAGCAAGUUGAUCAGCAACACGGCGUACAUACAUUUAAAUAAGCAACAACAACAAUAGCAAAAGCAGCAGCACAGGAGCAGUAGCGGAAAAAACAAUCAGCCGUUGUCAUGAGGAUCAUCGCACCAUUUCGGGCCCUGGUCUUGGCCCAUUUGUUCUAUUGCGUAGCACCAGCUGGUGAGGCUGAUUACACUCUGGAUGAUUCUUUUUGGAAUGAAGAAAGUCCUGUUGGUGAAGUGGAACGCCUCCUUAAGGAGUAUCGUCAAAAUCAGGAAUUAGUACGCCGUAUCGGCGGUCAUUAUUAUCAAAUCAUUUAUCCGGUGCAGCUGCGGCACCACGAAAAGAUGGGCAUAUCAACCCGUGAAGUGAGCCCACCUAAGCCGGGUCAGCGUCCACGACCCCAUGAGGAUGGCGGCUUUAGCAGAGGCAGAACAAAGAAACACUUUCAUCGCACCUCACUCUUAAUUAAGGCCUUUAAUCAUAAGUUUCGCUUAGACUUGGAAUUAAAUUCGCAACUUUUAUCACCAAAUAUACAACAAAAACAUUACCAUGUGAGUGGUUAUCAGGUGGAUGGUAAUCGGCAUGACAUUGAGCAUUGCUAUUACCAUGGCACCGUUAAGGACUACCCUGGUGCUAGCGCCGCCUUCCAUACGUGCAAUGGUGUCAGCGGCGUCAUACACAUCGGCAACGAAACGUUCGUUAUACAUCCCUUCUAUGGAGGCGAUCUUUCGAAGCAUCCGCAUGUGAUAUUUGAGGCACGCACUAAAGCCAAUAAAGGAUGCGCCAAUUCGGGUAAUUUAGAAACGUGGCGUUUGUCACGUCGCACGAAACAUCUGUCCGCCGGUGUUAUCGAUGAAAUUCAUCCGAACGGUGCCGGUCGUUAUAAGCGUGAUGUACGCGAAGCAACAAAAUACAUCGAAACGGCCAUUAUUGUGGACCAAGCGAUGUAUGAGAAACGUAAUGGCAGUACACGUGCCGAAGUCAUACACGACGCAAUACAGGUGGCGAAUAUCGCCGAUUUGUACUUUCGCACACUAAAUACCCGCGUAUCAGUGGUGUACAUUGAGACGUGGGGUAAAAAUCAAGCGGUCAUCGAUGGCAGCAAAGACAUCAGCAAGGCCAUAUCGAAUUUUAACGAUUACACAUCGCGAAAUCUAUUCCAAAUCGAACGCGAUACAACGCAAUUGCUGACCGGCGAGACGUUUGCUGGCGGCGAAGCGGGCAUGGCUGUGCCGGAGACGGUGUGUACGCCCCGUGCGAUUGGCAUCAGCGUCGAUAUUAAUGUGUAUGAGCCACAUCUGUUGGCGGGCACAAUGGCGCAUAUGAUUGGCCAUAAUAUCGGCAUGGGUCAUGAUGAUGGACGUGAGGAGUGCUUCUGUCGUGACUGGCAUGGCUGCAUAAUGGCCCAAUCGAUUGUUGGCCAGGAGAAUGUGCAGCCUUAUAAAUUCUCCGAAUGUAGUAAAAAAGAUUUUAUCGAUGCGUUACGCACCGGACAUGGGUUGUGUUUACUCAAUAAGCCAAAUGAGAUCGAAAUGCGUCGCAAUUGUGGCAAUAAGAUCGUCGAAGAGGAUGAAGAGUGCGAUUGUGGCACAAUUGAGGAGUGUGCCUUGGAUCCAUGUUGUGAUGGGAUCACAUGUAAACUGAAAUCGGAGGCACAAUGUGCCGGCGGCACUUGUUGUAAUGAAUGUCGCCUACGUCCUAAAGACUAUGUAUGUCGCGAUGCGCUCAACGAAUGCGAUCUACCCGAGUAUUGUGAUGGUGAAAGUGGUCACUGCCCAAUGGAUGUGUUUCGAAAAAACGGUUCACCGUGUGGACACUCAAAAGCAGGAGUGUCAUCAGGUUAUUGCUUUCAAGGUGACUGUCCCACCUUGAAUUUGCAAUGCGAAGCGAUUUGGGGUUAUGGCGGUUUGGCAGCAGAUCGUCAAUGUUAUGAGCAAUUCAACUCGAAGGGUUCGAUUAAUGGUCAUUGUGGGCGUGAUGCCAAUGAGCAUUAUAUUAAAUGUGAACCAGAAAAUGUGCAAUGCGGCACACUGCAAUGCAAGGAGGGUGAGCGCCAGCCUGUGAACGAUGGUAUUGAUCAACUUUAUUCAAGUACAAUUAUCUCAAUCAAAGGCAUGGAAUAUACGUGCAAAGCGACAAGCGGUCAAGUGGGCGCCAAUGAGUAUCCGGAUCACGGUUUGGUUAAGGAUGGUACGCCAUGCGGUAAUAAUUUGAUUUGUCUGAAUCAGACUUGCGUCAGCAUAUUUCCACACAUCGAUCAAACGAAAUGCCCAACAGAUUCACAAGGAAAAGAAUGUUCAGGACGUGGGGUCUGCACCAAUACAAAUCGCUGUUUUUGCGAUAUGGGUUGGGGCGGCAUCGACUGUAGCCUUGUAGUUUUACUGACCACACCACUGCCAACGGAAGCGCUGCCAACUGCGGAAAACACUAUCAAAAUGGAGAAGAAGGAGACACCAUAUGAGAACUACCACGGCUCAAAUACAGUAUUCCUGGUCGGUGUACUAAUGUCAGUUGUUGGGUUCGUUUUUGUUACUUUCACCUUGAUGGCACUGUGCUACAGGUCAGUUGUAGUACAUAGAAACUUCUCCCUGUGUCUGAGACGCAAAACCACUACUAUGAAGUAUGAUCCGCCAUACUCGAAAAAACCCAUCGCCAAGGGCUAUACCAGCGCCGCAGCCACUGCCGCAAAUCAUCACUCGGUCGAGGAGGUUUCACUGGACGGUUCCAGCAAAUUGGUGUAUGCCAAUCAGGCAGGCUUCAGGGAUAAAAGUAUACAUGGCCGUCGUUAUACUGGCGGCGGUGAGGACGAUCAAGCACACUCUGAAAAGGGUAUAUUGAAGAAGCACAGUUAUGGUCUUGUGCAUAAUGAACAAUUGAAGGAUAAAUGGGGCGACGAUGUACAGUCCGACAAUCUCGAGCUUAUAACACAACAGGAUGGUGCGCUUGGCGCCUCCACCAGCGGUGGAGCGGCGGUCUCCGAAGUAGAACGCACACUGAAGUCGCUCAACGGCUAUCACGAAGAUAUAUUGGAGGCAUUGCGUAAUGCGGCCUCACAUCGCGGCACCGCCACCGGUAAUACGCCAGUCGGUAGCGGUAGCCUGAGUGAGGAGAUGCUACGCAAAACACUGCAAGACUGCCAAAGUGCACAGCUCGGCUAUAGUGUGGAGCCGUAUAAACGUACGAGCGGUUCCAAGUCGAGUUCACGCGAAAACAUCUGCGAUCCAGCACAAGCACAUAUGCUAAUCGAAAGUGCGGGUCUUGGUGGGCAUGCUGGAGCCAUAUUGCAUCAUCAUCGGUCGCAGCAUCAACUGCAUCAGCCGCCACCGUCGAUGCAACAGCAGCAGCAACAACAACAACAACAGCCACCGCUGGACGAUGAUGAUGCACCGUCGACCGGACCGUUGCGUAUACGCAAUCUAGAGGAUCUGAUACGACAACUGGAGCAUCAUUCGUCGCGUCACAUGAGUCCUAGCGGCUCCGAGGACAUUCGAAUGUCCGAAACGGAGGCCGAUCGUCAUUAUAGAUUAGAUAGUUCCGCCGCUUGUAGUGAAUCCUCGCAAGGCUCAAAUCAGCAAUUAGCACAAUCACAGAAAACUGCAACAAUACAUCCGUCUUACAGCAGUCGUUUGCGCCCGCGCUCCGACGAGGAGUCGCGCUUCGCCUACGGAAGGUACAGACAUCCCCAAGCAGCUAGUAGACAUCCAUCGCAUCAAUCGCACUCACCUCAUGCUUUCGGCCACCAUACGCAUCAUUCGCACGCCCACGGUCAUGCUACGCACGGCCCACACUCAUCACAUCACUCGUCGCAUACACACCUGCACCAGGACGACGAGGGUAUAUACGAGAGUGCCGACCAUCAUGAACGUUCGGUGGUAGAGGCACGUCUCGAUCCGCGUGAAACACCCGAUAGUGAGAGUGAUGACUUUAUUCAAGCUCAACAACAGUUAGCCCGGUGGGCGAGUGAGGAUGUGGUAUCCGUCGUGGUAUUGGAUCAACCGCAAUCCGGCACAAUGUCGGAUUCCCAACAAUCCAGCGGCGUCGGACCAAUGUCAACGGCUACAACGAGUACCGUUAUACAUCAUCAACAUCCGCACCAGCACCACGGCGAGCAUCCAUCCUCGGCAGCGGCCUCAGCAGCGGCAUCUGCGGCGGCGGCGGCGGCGGCAGCAGCAGCGGCAGCCAACAGCAACUCUAUAAUGGGUUUGGGGGGAAUCGUGCCAAAUGGUAUAAAUGUAAAUCAGAGGGACUAUUACCCCUCGCCACCCUCAACGGAGACGGAAAGCAGUGGAAGUGUUAUCCAACCGCUCAGCCGUCGUUUGCCUAUGCCAGCCGAUACCGGUCAACAACAGCUGCAGCAUCAGCAUCAGCAGCAGCAAGCGCAAUUAAUGCAUCAACAUCAAAUGCAUCAGCAUCAGCAGCAGCAGCAAAUGCAGCUGUUGCAGCAGCAAGGCGACACCACCAGCAGCAGCAACAACAGUCAAUCAGGACAAAUAAUGGAGAAUGGUCGAUAUCCGGAAUAUAAACACUGAUCAUAAUGUCAAUGCCAACAUGAGCAAAACGAACAGCAGCACCAACUACAGCAGCUAUAGCAGCAGCAACAGCAACAACAACAAAAACAACAGCAAUAUCAAUAACAACAACGCACGUUGCCAUUAUAGCAACACUAAUAAUGAUAGUAAUAGAAUAUAAUCGUAAAAUUCACAUACAAUUCACAAAGCAAUAAGUAAAACCGAAGCGAAAGCAAAAACCAGAAGGCGAAAUUUUGUUUCAAAAUACAAGAAAUUGCGAAAGAAAAAUGUUGUUGUAAAAAAUAUUGGCAUUGGCAAAAAUUAUAAAAAGGUUGAAUUUGUUAUAAUGACUUGCGCCGCUCGCUAGCAAUGCUAAAACGAACGACAAAAUAGGCGCGCGACACGAGACGAACACUAACGAAGCGAAACGAAGCGAAACGAAACGAGGAAAUGAGCGAAUGAGAUAUCGACCGAAACCCAGCAAUGUGAUUUUAUACAAAGUAGCAUUUUAGGUUAUGUAUAUGAAUUAAAUAAAUUGCAAACAAAAUUUAAAUUGGUAAAAUAUAAUUGAAUUAAAUUGAACUAAAUUAAUUUAAAAUUAAAAAUUCUAUUAGGAAAAUAAUUCUCAGCACAAGAAUUUGCCAAAAAAAAUUAAUAUAUUGAACAAAAAUCAAAACCCAAAACAUUGCGCAACUAAAUUAAGUAAACUUUACAAAAAAUAUGAACAAAAAACAAAGAGGCAAACAAACUUUUGUGCACUUGAAACAGUUGAAUCGUGAAUUUAUUACAAACAGAUAAAAAUGCAAAUUAGUAUUAACAAAAAAAAAAAAAAAAAAAAAAAAAAAAAAAAAAAAAAAAAAAAAAAAAAAAAAAAACAAAAAAAAAAGAAAAUAAAAUGAAAACAAAAUGAAAACAAAGCAAACAUAAACACGUUUUGCGAUUAAAUUAAGAUUCAUGUCCCUCAAACAUACGCAUAAACAUACAGUAUACAUAAAUGUGUAUAUUAACAUAUUUA
Molecule: messenger RNA, 7158 nt
Organism: Ceratitis capitata (Mediterranean fruit fly)
Lineage: Eukaryota; Metazoa; Arthropoda; Insecta; Diptera; Tephritidae
Gene: mmd
Product: disintegrin and metalloproteinase domain-containing protein 9
Exons: 24
Coding region: 1746-6164 (1472 amino acids)
Biological process (GO): membrane protein ectodomain proteolysis
Molecular function (GO): metalloendopeptidase activity
Source: RefSeq, a predicted model, not a curated record